Rana temporaria (common frog) is the source of this 1077-nucleotide messenger RNA. RefSeq names its product neugrin, neurite outgrowth associated (gene NGRN). NCBI's taxonomy places the organism in Eukaryota, Metazoa, Chordata, Amphibia, Anura, Ranidae. Bases 102 to 1031 code for a protein of 309 amino acids. The record is from RefSeq and is a predicted model, not a curated record. Gene Ontology annotation, cellular component: nucleus. The transcript is spliced from 3 exons.
UAACAGAUGUCAAAGAAAAGCCAAUCAGCACUCUGUUACUGUACAGGAACAGCGCCCACAACUCCACACUGCAGCGUGUGUGUGUCAGGCACAGGCCAGGCAUGAGCAAUCGAUAUCCAGUGAUGGCGGCUUCGAUUUUAUGGUCGCUGAGGAGGCUUCAGCUUUUUAGCGGCUCCCAUCCGGCUGUGCUGGGUUGUCGUGGCCUGCGGAGCCGUCCUCCGUUCAGUCCGGUGCCUUUGGAUGAGGAGGAGCUGGAGGAGAGUGAAUGGAAUGAGGAGCAGGAAGUCACGAGAAUACUGAAGAGACGUGGGGAAGCAAUCCGGUUCAAACAUAUAAAGAAGCAGAUGGAACCCCCGGGGUCUCCUGAAAGGCGGCUGACCUGGAAUGCAAUGGAGCAGAUCAGAUAUUUGAACCAGGAGUUCCCUGAAGAGUGGACUUUACAGCGACUCGCUACCGGAUUUAAUGUUAGUACUGAUGUCAUCGGGAGAGUAUUGAAGUCGAAAUUUGUCCCAUCAGAAGCUCGGAAGAUGAAGCAGGACUCUUCUGUUUCCAGACACCUUGGACAAAUCCCCUCGAGGACAAAGCAGGACCAGCUUAAGUUGUCUUCUAAACAUCCAACACAACCUGUCUUAGGAGAUGGGAAGAGUGACCGGCAACUGCUAGUCAGCCACUCGCCACCACUUCUUCCUUCUCCCAAAACGUCAGACGUCUCUCAUGUAGCUGUGCGGGGGGAAGGUGCUCAGAGACACCGAGAUCAUUCCCUAAUACCUCAAAUCCCCCUUCACAAGGUCCGGGAGGCUCCACCUUCUCCAGCUCUGACUAGUGCAAAUCCAAGUGUACCGGAAGAACCGGUGUCCGGUGUGGAUGUGGAAGAAGACUUGGAGACACUGGAUGAGACGUGGGAUGGGGAGGUAAUAAGUGAUCAUGAACUAGAAGAAUUAUCAAAGAGUGGACUUGAAAAUAAAAUCAAAGUUGUACAAAAAGGAAGUGAAUAUUGUGAUAGCGAUGGCAAUUUUCUAUACAGAAUCUGAAUAUAAACAAUGUACAUUUCAAUAAAUAAUUAGCUUUUUACUAAAA